Molecule: messenger RNA, 5054 nt
Organism: Pogona vitticeps (central bearded dragon)
Lineage: Eukaryota; Metazoa; Chordata; Lepidosauria; Squamata; Agamidae
Source: RefSeq, a predicted model, not a curated record
CGGGUCUAUUUUUCUUUCUAUUCGUGUUCUCCAUUGCAUCUGAAAAAGAAUAUCUGCGUGCGUUAUUGGUUGGUUUUUGGAGCGGGAUAUAGAAAUAAUAAUCUUCUUUGCCAAAUGAGAAGCGGUUUGUGGUUACAUGUUCGCAUAUUGUUUUCAACGCGACUAUGAUAAGUGGAGCUAAAAGGGAUGUUUCUAUACCAAGGUGAAACAGAAUAACCUCCUUGAAGACUGACCCACGUUUUCGCGAGGGCCACCGGCUACACGAAAAUCCUGGUUAAGAAAAACACAAAACAUGGCUGCGAAAGAAACCAGGAAGUUUCGUCUCCGGUCCAAAGGUGUCUCUUCUUAAGUCUGUGACAGAAACCGGCUUCGGAGUUCCAGCGCUUGGUCCAGGAAAGUUUGAAUGUUGCACCUGUUCCUUAAGAAGGAUGGAGGAGAUCUUGGCUAAACUGUGUAGAACCAGUCCAAUAGAUCCACUUCCUUUCUGGGUCAAUGGCAAUAUUGGGCACUGUUUUAAUCAGCUGAUUUUUAAUGUUUUCCCCCAUAUAACCCUUGCUGUAGUCAGUGCUUGCUACAUAGGAACACCAAGGUUAUUAGGCUCUCACGUUGUGUACAGACCUGGGUGGAAGUGCAGGAUUGCUGUGUCCUUUGUCCUUGCUGGCUUGCCCAUUCUUGACAUAAUUGCUGCAACCAUUUGGCGACAGAAAUUGGAUCCCUUAUACCUGGACGUACUGUCAGAUGGCAUAGCAACAUUGGCAUGGCUUACACAUGGCUUGGCACUCCUUGCUUUUUACAAGUCUCCUUACAGCUACAAGCGUGGACCAGCAAUUCUACUGAUCUUUGUCUUUCUCACUAUCCCUUCCCUUAUCAUCACUCUAGUGUGGCGUUGCCAGAGUGAGAUGGGUGAUCGGCGCCUUCAGCCUCUUACUAUCUUCAGACUCUCUAUCCUUUCCUUCCAGUUGACAUCUCUGCUUUUUUAUAUAGUAGGGUACAUCAUCCCUGUAGUUGGCAGUCAAGAUUUGUUUUCUAUCAAUGACUCUGGGCAGCAUGAAUUCCUGAUCACAGCCUCUGAGAUUUCUGUACCAGCUUGGCAGAGAACAGCAGAAGAUGGAGAGAGCUGGCUCUCUCGUUUCUCUUAUGCUUGGAUGAACCCCCUUAUGAAGCAUGGCUACCAAUGGAUGCUGAAUCAGCCACAAGAUGUCUUUCAGCUUCCUCGACAACUCCAGACUGAAAGAAUCUGUGAGCGCUUCCGAUCUUGCUGGCAAGAAAAGGCAGUGCUUAUUCAAAAGGAAGAGAACACUACAUCAUCCACUGACAGAUUAUUUGCACAAAGUGGUGAAUAUUCAUCUCCAGCAUGUACUCAUAAUGCCCAAAGGUCUGUACGUCUCUUGUCAGUGUUGCAUGGCGUUUUUGGCCUACGUUACUAUUCUCUGGGCCUUCUCAAACUGGCUGGCAGUCUGUUGGGGUUUUCUGGACCCCUCCUUCUGAACUUGCUGGUCAGUUUCAUGGAGUCACGGCAAGAACCUCUGAGCCAUGGAUUGAUGUAUGCUCUGGGACUCUUUGCAGGUUCCUUCCUGGGUGCUAUUUUGCGUAACCAGUUUAAUUAUGAAAUCAACAAAAUGAUGCUUGCUGUGCGCACUGCAGUCAUUUCUGCUAUCUAUCAGAAAGCUCUUUGCGUGAGUGAUAGUAGUUUAGCUGGCUUCACCACAGGUGAGAUUGUCAACUUUAUGAGCACAGAUACUGAUCGGUUGGUCAACUUCUGCCUCAGUUUUCAUGAAUUGUGGAGUCUUCCCUUCCAGUUUGCCAUCACUCUCUACCUCCUUUACCAACAGGUAGGCAUAGCCUUCCUGGGUGGACUGGCUCUGGCUCUGUUACUUGUGCCCAUCAAUAAAGUUAUUGCUAAUCGCAUAUUGGAAAACAACAAGGAGAUGCUAAAGCAUAAGGAUGCACGUGUCAAGCUGAUGACAGAGUUUUUGUGUGGCAUGCGAGUGAUCAAGUUUUAUACCUGGGAACACCAUUUUGGUACUAGAGUGUAUUCUUGCCGAGCCAAGGAGUUGAAAAGCCUGCAAGCACUCAAGUACUUAGAUGCUGUGUGCGUCUACCUCUGGGCAGCCUUGCCUGUAGUUGUCUCCAUUGUCAUUUUCAUCACUUACGUUCUACUAGGACAUCAACUCUCAGCAACUAAGGUGUUCACUGCUUUGGCACUUGUUGGGAUGGUCAUUCUCCCGCUCAAUAAUUUCCCCUGGGUGCUGAAUGGGAUCUUGGAAGCCAAAGUAUCUCUGGAUCGAAUCCAGCAUUUUCUUGAUCUUGCAGACCAGGAUUUGGAUGCUUACUACAGCAAAGCCAAACCCUCUGAUCUGUCUUCUGCCUUGGAAAUGCACCACUCCAUCUUCUCAUGGUCACCAGCAAGCAAAGAAAACAUUGAACCAUACAUACCUAGAGGAGGUUCACAACUUUUUAUUCAAGAUCUGAUUGUGCCAAAGGGUGCACUGGUAGGAGUCAUUGGGAAGGUUGGAUGUGGAAAGAGCACUUUGCUUGCAGCUAUCACUGGAGAACUCAGAAGUCAAGGUCAGCAGGUUUACGUUCAGGAUUUGGAGAAAGGAUUUGGCUUGGCCACACAAGAGCCCUGGAUUCAGUUUACCAGCAUCCGGGAAAACAUCCUCUUUGGGAAGGAAUAUGAUGCCAGAUUCUAUCAGGAAGUAAUAGAGGCCUGUGCUCUCUCUGAUGACUUGAAUAUUUUGCCAGCAGGUGAUCAGACAAUGGUGGGCGAGAGUGGAGUUAGUCUCAGUGGAGGACAGAAAGCUCGAGUUGCACUUGCUAGAGCGGUUUACCAGGAGAAAGAAAUAUAUCUUCUUGAUGACCCACUAGCAGCUGUGGAUGCAGAUGUAGCUAAUCAUCUCAUGCAGCAGUGUAUUCUGGGAAUUCUGAGGCAUAAGACCAGGAUUCUUUGCACCCAUAGAAUUGAGUUUUUGGAAAAGGCUGAUAUUUUACUGCUAAUGGAUGAUGGCAGGAUACUCAAGCAAGGAACCCCAACUGAGAUUCUGCCACUGGUACAGUCUGCCCCUAACCUUAGGAAGAUGGACAAGAGAAAGAAGGACAAAACACCCACUGAAUACAGCCAAGAAGAAGAUCUGGAGUCUGAGGAAGAAGAACCAAAUCCAGUAAAUAAUCUUCUGAAGCAAGAGGAAGAGAAGAAAGAAGGAGCAGUGGCUUUCCAUGUCUACCAAGCAUAUUGGCUGGCAGUUGGCAGCUGCCUAGCAUUAUCUGUCCUUCUCUCCUUGCUGUUGAUGCAAGCUUCUAGGAACGUUUCUGAUUGGUGGCUGUCAAAUUGGAUCUCCAGCCUACCCCAUACAGAAAACACCUCUGCCAGCAACCUACCCAUUCUGAUUAAUUCGCAGCUGCUGCUCUUCUCUCAGGGAGGACUCCUUUCCCCAGUCUUGGCCUCCAUGUCUCCCAAUGGCACUUCAGAUGUGAACUUUUACUUGACUGUGUAUGGUUCCAUUGCUGGGGCAAAUUCUGUCUUCACGAUCCUGCGGGCCUUCCUUUUUGCCUAUGGCACCAUUCAUGCUGCAACAGUAAUUCACAAUAGGUUACUCAGCAGAGUGAUGAAGGCCACAGUGACUUUCUUUGACACCACACCAACAGGCCGUAUCCUGAACCGCUUCUCUUCCGAUUUGUAUUGUGUGGAUGACAGCCUGCCUUUCAUUCUCAACAUCUUUCUGGCCAACAUAUUUGGGCUGCUGGGCAUGCUGGUGAUGAUCACCUAUGGGUUGCCUUGGAUUGGUAUAGUUCUACUGCCUCUGGCAGUCGUCUACUAUUCUGUUCAACGCUAUUACCGGUGCACUUCACGUGAACUCAAGCGUCUCUCCAGUCUCACCCUCUCUCCUAUCUACACUCAUUUCUCGGAGACCUUGACAGGUCUUAACACCAUCCGGGCAACUAGAGCUACAAAAAGGUUUGAGACAGAAAACCAGCUGAGAUUAGAGUUGAACCAGCGUUGCUGUUUUGCCAGCAACACUGCCAUGCAGUGGCUGGACAUUAGGCUGCAGAUGAUUGGAGUUGCUGUAGUUACAGCUAUUGCAGGAAUUGCCAUCAUCCAACACCAGAAGAAACUGGGAAACCCAGGUCUUGUGGGGCUUGCCCUUUCCUACGCCCUGUCAGUUACAAACUUGUUGUCUGGUCUCAUCACCAGCUUUACCCAGACAGAGACCAUGAUGGUGAGUGUGGAACGGGCAGAGGAAUAUGCCACAGAGAUUCCCAUAGAGCCACAGGAGGAGCUGCUCCAGGUUGCACCUGACUGGCCAAGUCAAGGUCACAUUGAAUUUCAGCAAGUAGUACUGGCCUAUCGAUCUGACCUACCCAAUGCCCUUGAUGGGGUAACUUUCACUGUCUAUCCUGGGGAGAAAGUCGGUAUCGUUGGGCGUACUGGGUCUGGCAAGUCCACUCUCUUUUUAGCCCUCUUCCGUAUGGUGGAACUGAAAGCUGGUCGUAUUCUCCUGGACAACAUUGACAGCCAUUCUGUAGGCUUAAAGAAACUGAGGUCUAGAUUGGCCAUAAUCCCUCAGGACCCCUUUUUGUUCAGUGGGACAGUCCGUGAGAACCUGGACCCUCAGGGACGAUACACAGAUGCUGACUUGCACCAAGUCUUGGAGCAGUGCCACCUGCAGGCAGUGAUUGCAGAAAUGGGUGGGCUGGAUGGUGAGCUGGGGGAGAGAGGCAAGAGCCUCUCUGCAGGACAGAGGCAGCUAGUUUGUUUAGCAAGGGCACUCUUGACCCAGGCAAAGAUUCUCUGCAUUGAUGAGGCUACAGUGAGUGUGGAUCAAAAGACAGACAGAUUGCUCCAGCAGACCAUCCGCCAGCGAUUUGCAGACAAAACUGUCCUGACGAUUGCUCACAGGCUGAACACGAUCCUGGACUCUGACCGAGUGCUGGUGAUGCAUGCUGGGAAGGUGGCAGAACUGGAUUCCCCUGCUGUUCUCAGCCAGAAGCCGGACUCCUUGUUUCAGCACCUCCUGCACAGUGGGCAGCAGUGAAUUGCGAAGAUUCAUGUUUGA